UUUACUCUUGGGCUCACAUCUACGUUGGAUGUUUAGCGACGAGGCACUAAAAAUGAUAACACGCACAACAAACGGUGUUUUUAUCCAGAAGAAUCAGAUGUUUCGAAUAGCUGUUUCGAGAAAAAGUUCAAGCGCAAAGCAUGCUGGGACUUGGCUGUCAUGGCGCCGCAGACAAACAGAAAGAAAUCAACUGAGCACUGAGUUCUAACUUAGUUGUGUUUUUGUUUUAUUUUGAUAAUUCAGAGACUGACCCAAAAAACUCAUCAUGUCUGGCAACAAAGCCUUGGAGCUGCAAAUGCAGAUGCGACAAAAUGCAGAGGAUCUUCAAAACUUUAUUAAAGAGCUUGAUAGCUGGGAAGAGGACAUAAAGGAAAAAGAUGAACAGCUUCGUGCUGGAAACCUGGCAGAUCCUCCGAAAGCACUCCCACCUGUAAGAAACAAGGAUUACAAGAAGAAGCGCAAGGUCAGAAGUAAAGUCCCUGCUGAGAAUGGACAAGGGGAGGAGAAGCCAGUACAAAGGUUUAAAUCGUAUGACUACAAAUCCUGGGACAAAUUCGAUGUGGAGAAGGCCCUUGAGGCAGUGGACAAGGAAGUCAGCCCAGGUGAAUCUAAUGACUCAGACUCUGAGGAAGUGCAAGUGGACAGAGACCUAGCCAUGAAGGAAAAGGAGAAGGGCAACAAGUUUUUCAAAGAUGGAAAGUAUGAUGAUGCCAUUGAGUGCUAUACCAAAGGCAUGAGUGCAGACCCAUACAACCCCGUCCUGCCCACAAACCGAGCAGCCUGCUUCUUCAGACUUAAAAAGUAUGCCGUCUCAGAGGCGGACUGUAACCUGGCCAUCGCAUUGGACGGCAAGUAUGUUAAAGCUUAUAGCCGGAGAGGAGCUGCUCGCUUUGCUCUUAAAAACCAUGAAGGUGCUCUGGAAGAUUAUGAAACAGUUUUGAAGUUGGAUCCAGAAAACCUUGAUGCCCAGAACGAGAUAAAGAAACUGAACCAGGUUUUAGGUUCCCAAAAGCAAGAAGGUGGGCAGAUAGAGAAGACGAUGGCUGAGGUGAAACUUACCAAGGAUGUAAAACCAAGUCAGCUGGAGGAGGAACAACAGAGAAAACAAGAGGCAGUGGUUCAAAAAGACAGGGGUAAUGCUUACUUUAAAGAGGGCAAAUAUGAGGCAGCUGUGGAAUGCUACACUAAAGGCAUGGAGGCUGAUGCCACAAAUGUUCUUCUCGCUGCUAACAGAGCCAUGGCAUACCUCAAACUUGAGAGGUUUGAUGAGGCAGAAGAAGACUGCACCAAGGCAAUUGCUCUUGACAGCACCUACUCAAAAGCUUUUGCUCGACGCGGCACAGCACGAGUGGCCUUGGAAAGACUUUCUGAAGCCAAAGCAGAUUUUGAGCGGCUCCUGGAGCUCGAACCAGGAAACAAACAAGCUAUGAACGAACUCAAAAAACUCAAUAUGGAGAUGAUGCCUACUGGGCUGCAACAAGCAGAUGGCACACAAAGAAGAACAGUUCAGCCAAUCGACAAACCAGAACACCUCAGAUCCAAGAAACCACUGAAAAGAAUAGAGAUCGAGGAAGUCGGUGGAAAGCUUACGUCUAUAGCUGAAACUCAGGGAGUCACAGCCAAGGCAAGCUCUUCAAAUUCUGGGCCACUAUCCAGUGCAUCAGCUUUGUCUUCAGAGGAAGAAAUGAAAUGUGAGGCCUCUCCAUGCUCAUCUGUCCCUUGUGCUAAGAUCCAGAAGAUAGAGGAGCUUUCACAGCCUCCGUCAGAACCACCUGCCUUAGCACAACAUGGAGUUUCCUUUGCAAAACAAAAUGUACUGCACAAAAAGGAAAAUCUUCCCAGUAAAACAGACCAAACCUUAUCGUUAUCAUCUUCAGUCCAGCUCGAAGUUAUUCCUCCAGCUCCCACAAACAGCUUCCAGCUUGAAGCAGAUCUAAGAAAGAUCGGUAAUUGCCCUGAACGUACCUACCAGUAUUUAAAGCAAAUUCAGCCUGACGCUUUUUCAACUAUUUUCCAAAACUCUCUGGAGCCUGAUGUACUUAGUAAGAUUCUGAAAGUGCUUCAGUGUUUUUACACCAAAAAUGAGGAUCCAUCAGUCAUUUUGGCCAUCCUGAAAAGCUUGUCAAUUGUGAGAAGGUUUGACAUGGCAGUCAUGUUUAUGUCAUCAGCUGAAAAGCAAGUAUUACAAGAGCUGUUUCAGUGCAUUUCACAUGCUGGACUGGAGGAUGAUUCAGUCCAAAGGCUAAAGAAGAAAUAUGGAGUAUAACUUCUGUGUUGCGGAGGGAGAAGAAAGACCUGGACUCUAUAUCAGUGACAGUUUAUGAAAAAGUAUAAGCUUGUCUUCCAGACAGGCUUGUCUGUCACUGUUAAGUCACAAAUGUUUGAUCGUCUUACAUCGUAUUCCAUAAAUUUAGAGACAAAUAAAUUAAACAUGUUUGGCAGUGA
Tachysurus vachellii is the source of this 2445-nucleotide messenger RNA. RefSeq names its product RNA polymerase II associated protein 3 (gene rpap3). Gene Ontology annotation, molecular function: protein binding. The record is from RefSeq and is a predicted model, not a curated record. The coding region runs from base 266 to 2266 and encodes 666 amino acids. NCBI's taxonomy places the organism in Eukaryota, Metazoa, Chordata, Actinopteri, Siluriformes, Bagridae. The transcript is spliced from 17 exons.